Messenger RNA from Rhea pennata, 2147 nucleotides. It is a transcript of the gene PITX3, whose product is annotated as paired like homeodomain 3. Lineage: Eukaryota; Metazoa; Chordata; Aves; Rheiformes; Rheidae. Gene Ontology annotation, biological process: anatomical structure morphogenesis; regulation of transcription by RNA polymerase II. Gene Ontology annotation, cellular component: nucleus. Gene Ontology annotation, molecular function: DNA-binding transcription factor activity, RNA polymerase II-specific; RNA polymerase II cis-regulatory region sequence-specific DNA binding. The transcript has 4 exons. The record is from RefSeq and is a predicted model, not a curated record. Bases 246 to 1124 code for a protein of 292 amino acids.
GUGAAUGGCCAGGGUGAAUGGGAGGCAGUCGGCCGGCGCCCUCCGCCUCCGCCCGCCCCUGAGCCGCGGCCCGGCAGCCAGGCAGAGAGCCCGGGCGGCCGCCGGGAUUUACUUUCCGACAGCGGCCGCGCAGCGCGGGCGCCGGGGCGGGGGCCAGCUUCGCCCCGCUCGCAGGAUUAAGGCCGCCCAGCUGAGGCCGCAUCUGGACGCGCUAUUCCACCUCCUCCGCCACCCAUUCCUGCCUCAUGGAUUUCAACCUGCUGGCAGACUCGGAGGCUCGCAGCCCAGCCUUGUCUCUCUCCGACUCCGGGACCCCCCAGCACGAGCACAGCUGCAAAGGACAGGACCACAGUGACACAGAGAAGUCCCAGCAAAACCAGACGGACGACUCCAAUGCCGAAGACGGCUCGCUUAAGAAGAAGCAGCGGAGGCAGAGAACUCACUUCACCAGCCAGCAGCUCCAGGAGCUGGAAGCCACUUUCCAGAGAAACCGCUACCCAGACAUGAGCACCAGGGAGGAGAUCGCAGUCUGGACCAACCUGACAGAGGCACGAGUCCGGGUUUGGUUUAAAAAUCGCAGAGCUAAGUGGAGGAAACGGGAAAGAAACCAGCAGGCCGAACUGUGCAAGAAUAGCUUUGGAGCCCAGUUCAACGGACUGAUGCAGCCUUACGAUGACAUGUAUUCUAGCUAUUCCUACAAUAACUGGGCCACCAAGGGGCUUGCCACCAGCCCCCUGUCAGCCAAGAGCUUCCCCUUCUUCAACUCCAUGAAUGUCAGUCCUCUCUCCUCUCAGCCCAUGUUCUCCCCACCCAGCUCCAUCGCCUCCAUGACCAUGCCUUCUUCCAUGGUCCCCUCAGCAGUGACCGGAGUACCAGGCUCCAGCCUCAACAACCUGGGAAACAUCAACAACCUGAACAGCCCAAGCCUCAACUCUGCCGUUUCAUCCAGUGCCUGUCCUUACGCCUCGACGGCCAGCCCCUACAUGUACAGGGACACAUGCAACUCCAGCCUGGCCAGCCUGAGGCUGAAGGCAAAGCAGCACGCCAACUUCACCUACCCGGCGGUGCAGACAGCCGCUUCCAACCUGAGCCCUUGCCAGUACGCUGUGGACAGGCCUGUAUGAAGGGCUGCCCUCUACCCAUCGGGGACUUGACCUUAGCCUGACAAAAGGAGACCUUUAGCCCUACAACAGUGUACGUCCUGCAAAGAAAGAGUGAAAGAGAAAGACUGAAAGUGAGAGAAAGAGAGUGAAAGAGAGAGUGAAAGAGACAAGCAGGCAGAUGGACCUCUAUGAAGAUUUGUCUAACUAUCGUAUGGUGAAUUUUGACUGUCUUUCCCCUCCUAUACCCUUUUCCCCCUUGCCCACCAAACCUUCUUCCUCUUGGUAAAGAAACCAAAACAGUCUACUGGAAUCCCCGAGGGGAAAUAGGAGCCCCUGACGCACGAGGUGCCUGACCUGCGGGCAGCAAAGCUGAACAUGUUGCAAUUUGACCCUCCAGCCCCUCCAGGUGUGAGGGCUCCCCACUCCUUUCCCCAGAGACAAGGGGGCCCAGGAAACCAAAACCAGCCAGACACUGCAGUUACAGAAAACAGCCAGGGACAAGGCAACAUGGUGCCGCUACUCAAUGCUUGGUUGACCCCUCUCCCCACACGUGUGAGGUUGUUGGAUUUUAGUUGAAGACAACUUGCUGGUUUAUUUAUCACACAGCCAAUCCCGCAGCCGGUAAGGAAAGUGCUGCCUCAGUCGAUUGGCAUAUCUCUUUAUAAUGCAUAUAUACGCAUGGCCAUUAAGACUUGAAGCCUUUAGGGAGUGGGAGUUGUAAAGAUAUAGAAUAUGUGUGUGUAUAUAUUAUAUAUAUAUACAAAUACAUAUAUAGACAUAUAUAUUAAAAUAUGCUGUUUUGUUUUGUACAUGGAAUAACCUAUGAAGUAGACCUUAAAACCAAGCCCCAUAGAACAAGCAUGUCCACCAAGACAGUGAUUUGCCUCUCAUGCUCUAGUGCUUCAGUCAUUUCCAGUCAGAUAGGAAUUCCUUUGCCUGCGUACAUCCGAAGAGCUCCCUCUUGCGACGAUCAGCUCCCCCUUGCACAUCUCCUCUCCUUCCCCUUCCCCAAAUCCCAUUUCAAAAAAGAAAAUAAAACGAAAG